Molecule: messenger RNA, 5045 nt
Organism: Bufo bufo (common toad)
Lineage: Eukaryota; Metazoa; Chordata; Amphibia; Anura; Bufonidae
Product: complement C3-like
Exons: 44
Coding region: 25-4974 (1649 amino acids)
Cellular component (GO): extracellular region
Molecular function (GO): protein binding; endopeptidase inhibitor activity
Source: RefSeq, a predicted model, not a curated record
AGUUUGGACUGUGAUUUCAGCAUCAUGGGGUUAGGAGCUUUGUGUCUUCUGCUACUGUAUGGACUCAUUGGGUCCUACGCGCAGCCACCAUGCAGCCUGAUAACACCCAACGUGCUGUGUGUGGACAGCGAGGAGACCAUUAUAGUAGAUGGACAUGGUUCGGAGUUUGAAGCUGAAAUCAUAGUCCAAGACUAUCCCCAGAAGAAGUUCUCUUUAGUUUCGAGCAAAGUCUCUGUGAACAGCAGUAACCGGUACUUUGGAGAUGUUACGUUGACGAUCCCUUCUAAGAAUUUGGAAAAAGACCCAAAUAAGAAACAGUUUGUGUACGUCACUGUAAAGUCUGCUGCUUGCUCUCUGCAGAAAUUUGUCCUGGUGUCCUUUAAAAGUGGAUAUAUAUUCAUACAGACUGACAAACCCAUCUACACCCCAGGAUCUACAGUUCUAUACAGGAUUUUCACAGUGACCUCAAAACUAAAACCAGUGAGCAAACCGGUGAUCAUUGAAUUCCUGACUCCAGAUAAUGUCAUCGUCAAAAAAGAUCUGAUUCAUCAAAAUGACAAAACUGGAAUAAUUUCCUUGUCUCAUAAACUGCCCAAUCUUGUAAGUUUGGGAGUAUGGACAAUAUCAGCAAAGUUUCAGGAUACCUUCAUACAGAAUUAUACCACACAAUUUGAAGUGAAGGAAUAUGUUCUACCAAGCUUUGAAAUAAAAGUGACUACAUCUCAGAAAUUUUUCUACAUUAACGACGAAGAACUAAGGGUGGACAUAGAGGCAACCUAUCUCUUUGGUAAACCUGUAAUAGGAAAAUGCUUUGUGAUCUUUGGACUCAAGAGAGACAAUGAGAAGACAGUUCUACCAGAUACCCUGAGGAGAGAAGAUAUCAACGAGGGUAAAGGUUCUGCUAUUUUGAAAAGAGAGAACUUAUUGAAGGUCUUUCCAGAAAAGAAUGACUUGUUACAAUGGACCUUAUUCGUGUCUGUUACUGUCAUUACUGAUUCAGGCAGUGAUAUGGCAGAAUAUGAGCUGGAUAACAUCUUCAUUGUGGAAUCUCCUUAUAAAAUUCUCUACACAAAAACAUCCAAGUUUUUCAAGCCUGGAAUGACAUUUGAUCUUACGGUGUUUGUCACUAAUCCUGAUGGGUCUCCGGCUGAUCGCGUCCCUGUUGUAGUAAAUCCAGGAGAUUGCAGACGAUCAACUAAAAAAGAUGGAACCAUUCGGCUGACCCUGAAUACUUUAUCAGACAUAGACACGCUGGAGAUAACAGUAUCAACAACAGAUAAAAACAUACCUACGGAAAAACAAGCUUCUGCCACCAUGGUGGCCUCUGCUUACCAACCAACCAAUAGUAAAAACUAUUUACAUCUCAGUGUCCUGGGGACAGAAUUGAAGCUAGGAGACAAUAUAGGGAUCAACUUUAUUAUCCGGAACAAUGACAGUGAAAUUCAAAACCGGAUCACCCAGUUCAACUAUGUGAUAAUGAACAAAGGAAGGAUAAUGAAGGUGGGAACACAGGCAAGGGAGAAGGGCCAGCCUCUUGUGACUAUGUCACUGGCAAUAACAGAAGAAUUUAUCCCUUCAUUUCGCAUUUUGGCAUACUAUACCGUGACCAAUGGAGAAGUUCGGGAAAUUGUGGCUGACUCUAUUUGGAUUGAUGUAGCCGAUACCUGUAUGGGGACGCUGGUAGUAACAGGAGAGAAGAACCAACACCAUACUAAUCAGAGACCUGGAAGCCAUGUGAAGCUAAAACUACAAGCAGACCAUAAAGCUGCUGUUGGACUGGUGGUUGUCGAUAAAGGUGUCUAUGUGAUCAACAAUAAACUUAAGAUCUCCCAGCGCAAGAUCUGGGACUCAGUGGAAAAAAAUGACAUUGGUUGCACACCUGGGAGUGGAGCCAAUGCACCAGGAGUGUUUUUUGAUGCUGGCCUUGCCCUGCAAACAAACUUCAAAAUGGCAACUCCUCAGAGAUCAGAGCCUUUAUGUCAACAAAAUCUGAAGCGUAGGAGACGUUCCUCAGGUAUUUUGAUUCAAGAACGGAACCAAAAAGCAUCACAAUAUAAAGAGCUGGAGAAAAAAUGUUGUCAAGACGGCAUGCUUGACAACCCCAUGGGUCACAGUUGUGAACGUCGAACUCGCCACAUCACGGAUGGAGACAAAUGUAUUACUGCUUUCCUUGACUGCUGCAAACACAUUAAAAUGAAAAGGGAAUCUGCGAAAGCACUGAAAGAAGUUGAUGAGGAAGAAAGAAAUCAAGAAGAGGAAGAAUUCAUUGAUGAAGCUGAGAUACAAUCCCGAACAGAUUUCCCAGAAAGCUGGCUUUGGAAGACAGAAGUAAUGAAUGAAGCACCAGAUGCCAAUGGGAUCUCCACCAAGACUAUACCCAUUACCUUAAAAGAUUCGAUCACCACAUGGGAGGUUUUGGCUGUGAGUCUAUUGGACAGUAAAGGUAUCUGUGUGUCUGAACCUCAUAAUAUUGAGGUAAGGAUGGACUUCUUCAUUGAUUUGAAGCUUCCAUAUUCUGUGGUGAGAUAUGAACAAGUAGAGAUACGGGCCAUUCUCUACAACUACUACACCAAUGAGCUGAAGUUGUAUGUAUACUGGACCUACAAUGAACACUUCUGCAGUCUCUCUACUGCCAAGAAGAAGUUUCGUCAAGAAGUGAAAAUGCCACCUUCCUCAUCUGUGGUUGCAACAUUUAUUAUUGUACCACUAACCCUGGGAUAUCAUGAAAUUGAAGUGAAGGCAUCUGGACAGGGUUUAUUUGAUGGUGUAAAGAAAAAGCUGUUUGUUGUGCCAGAAGGAAGACGUCUGACACAGACCGUGACAUCAGUUGUUUUGGAGCCAGAACUAAAAGGAGGAGUACAGGAAGAACAGUUCUCAGUAGAUCCCAAAAAUAUUGUUCCUAAUACAGAAGUUGACACCAUUGUAACCAUUCAAGGAAGCCCAAUAAGUGAAAUGGUAGAUAAAUCCAUUGAUGGUGUCAAUCUGAACCACCUGAUCAAUGCUCCAUAUGGAUGUGCCGAGCAAAUCAUGAUGACUAUGACGGCUCCCCUGAUAGCCACACAUUACCUGGAUGUCAGUAACCAAUGGCAUAGGGUAGGACUCGAGCGCAGGGAUCAGGCCAUUCAGUACAUCAAAAAUGGUGUAAUGCAGCAACUGACAUACGCAAAAGAAGAUGCUUCAUAUGGCACCUGGGCCAAAACACCUUCUAGCACAUGGCUCACUGCUUAUGUAGUCAAAGUAUUUUCCUUGGCUUCAAGUCUGGUCGAUGUUCAGAAAAAUGUGAUAUGUGAUCCAGUGAAGUGGCUCAUUCUAAAUAAACAAAAUCCAGAUGGGGAAUUCAGGGAGGAUUUUCCUGUCUAUCAUCAAGAGAUGGUGGGUGCUAUACAAAAAGGUAACGUUGAGCUGGAUUCUACUCUUACAGCCUUCGUCCUCAUCUCCAUGUUGACAAGUGAAGAAACCUGUAAAGACCAAGUUGCCAAUAUUCCUAGAAGCAUUAAAAAUGCAAUAAAAUAUUUAAAUGAUGGUUAUCAAUCCCUGAAGAAACCCUACUCCAUCGCCAUCACUUCCUACGCACUGGCUAAGGCUGGCAAACUCAAUGACUCCAGUAUUCUAAUGGCUGCAUCUACAGAUAAUGACCACUGGGAUGAACCAGGCUCUCGCUUUUUAUCACUUGAGGCUACUUCCUACGCCCUUCUUACCCUCUUGAAGUGGAAGGAGUUUGAGAAGGCUGGACCACUGGUGAAAUGGCUAACUGAACAGAGAUAUUAUGGGGAAGUCUUUGGAUCCACACAAUCCACUAUGAUGCAGUUUGAAGCUCUUGCUCAGUACCAGAUAGUCGUACCAGCUUUCAAAGACUUGGAAAUGGAUGUCUCCUUCAAAUUACCUGGGAGAACCAACCAUAUACCUCUUCGUCUCAGCCUUUCAGAACUCUUGCUGACCCGAUCAGCAACGACAAAAGCAGUUGGAAACUUUACAGUUACUGCAAAAGGGAAAGGUCAAGGCACUUUGACGGUAUUUUCUAUCCAUCAUGCUUUUGAGACUGAGAAAGAGAGAAAAUGCAACAACUUCAGUCUGUCGGUGACCAUUCAGGAGGAACCAGAAUUUAAGAGACCUAAUGAGGCUUUUUCGACUGUUUCCGUUACUAUUUGCACCAGAUUCCUUCAGAACCGAAGUGCCACCAUGUCCAUCAUUGAUAUGUCUAUGAUGACUGGUUAUGCUCCAGAUAUAAAUGACCUUAAUAAGCUUAAAAAUGGAGUGGACAGAUACAUCUCCAACUUUGAAAUCAACAAAGGCGCAUUUGAUAAAGGCACAUUGAUUAUCUACAUUGACCGGAUUUCCCACACCGAAGAUGAAUGUCUGAAAUUCCACCUUCAUCAGUACUUUCAAAUAGGACUUAUUCAGCCUGGAUCUGUCACAGUGUACGAUUAUUACACUCCAGAAAACCGGUGCACUAAAUUCUACCACAUGGAGGAAGGCAGCAAACUUCUGAGCAAGAUCUGCAAGGGAGAUUUGUGUCGCUGUGCAGAAGAGAAUUGCUUUAUGCAGCAACAGCUUGGUAAGGUGAAGGCUCUUGAUCGAUUAAAUAAGGCUUGUGAAGCUGCUGUGGAUUAUGUCUAUAAUGCAACACUGACGACCAUUGAGAAGGGUGAUAACUAUGACAUCUAUGUCAUGACAAUUACUACAGUCCUUAAAGAAGGUACGGAUGUAGGCGUUGCCAAUCAGAAACGCAAUUUUAUCAGCCAUGCUAAAUGUAACAAAGCCUUAAACUUGGAGGAAGGCAAAGACUAUGUGAUCUGGGGAGUGAGCAAAGAUCUGUGGAAUACUGCGGAUGGAUAUGCCUACAUGAUAACCAAGGACACUUGGAUUGAGAUCUGGCCAAAUAACCGAGAUUGCCAGAAAGCUGAGUUCAAAAACCUCUGUGAUGAACUCUUCCGGUUUAUCGAUGAGAUGGAUGUCCGUGGAUGUACCAGUUAAAUUUUUCUGGCCCCAUAUUCCCAGUUUCAUAUUCUUGUUUUAUGUGCUAAGAAUAAAUACAUCAAAAAACA